Molecule: messenger RNA, 6143 nt
Organism: Procambarus clarkii (red swamp crayfish)
Lineage: Eukaryota; Metazoa; Arthropoda; Malacostraca; Decapoda; Cambaridae
Gene: wdb
Product: serine/threonine-protein phosphatase regulatory subunit widerborst
Biological process (GO): signal transduction; protein dephosphorylation
Cellular component (GO): cytosol; nucleus; protein phosphatase type 2A complex
Molecular function (GO): protein phosphatase activator activity
Source: RefSeq, a predicted model, not a curated record
CACAGCACUUCCCUCUCGCCGAGCCUCGCACAUUCUCACGAAACUCGAGACGAGGAUCAGGUUAUUUUCAGAUAUGGAUUUGUACAAAAUUACCCAUAACACUGUUGUUUGUGGAUGAAUUGGCGUGAGUGUGAAGGUAGAAGCGUUCGUAUUAUGGUUGGCUGAGGUGCUGGGAGGUGGGACUCGCAGUGAUGGGCGCGCGUGGAGGCCGUGUGAGGAGGUAAAGUUGCCGCUGUUGAAGUGUUAGCGGUGAGUGUGUGUGCCCAGCACCACCACCACUACCUCGUCCAUACCCGCCACUCCUGCCACUCUAGCAGCCAGGGGGCAGGUGGUCAGUGGCGGCGGCAGCGCAGGCGUGAGGCUCGUGACAGGAGGCCAGAGUAAGAGGUGGUGGGAGUGGGCCGAGGGUGUGGGGCCGCCUACACCCCCCUGCUGCUCCUGCUGGUGCCCUGUGUUUACACUCUCACCCCGGCACACCCCACACACUCACCCUCGCCUCACCCGGGGCCUCUACACCCCACGCUAGCUUCCCCAGGCGCUUCUCGACCCAAGGAGAGAUUCGCCCGGGGCUUGUGGACCCCAGGCUAAAGUCGCUUGGGGCGUCUGGACCCCAAGCUAGCUUCGCCAAAAGCUUCUGGACUCCAAGCUAGCUUCGCCAAAAGCUUCUGGACCCCAAGCUAGCUUUGCCAAAAGCUUCUGGACCCCAAGCUAGCUUUGCCAAAAGCUUCUGGACCCCAAGCUAGCUUUGCCAAAAGCUUCUGGACCUCAAGCUAGCUUCGCCAAAAGGUUUUGGACUCCAGGCUACUCUACCCCGGAGCUUCUAGACCUCAGGCCCUCCUCAUCCAGACCCCAGGCAACCUCUACCGUUAUUGCACCCUUCUUCUCUCCCCCCCCCCCCUCACGACAGACUCUAGUGUUGGGAGUGUGUGGGCUUAUGGCAGUGUGGAGGCGCAGCCCACGGCUGUAGUGUGGUGGUGACGUACUGCGGUGCGCUCGUGUCAUGUGCAGCACCGGCUGCCUGAGAUUACCCGUGUGAUGGCUGCGGUGGUGGCGUAAGGGGGGCGAGACUAGUGCAAGUGCGGGCGGACAGAGACACCCGGGAAGAUGUCGGGGAGUGGGGGCACGUUUGUGGACAGGAUAGAUCCGUUUGCUAAGAGGUCGCUUAAGAAGAAGCCCAAGAGGUCGCAGGGGUCGUCCAGGUACCGGACCACCAAUGAUGUCGAGUUGCAGCCUUUACCGCUACUUAAAGAUGUCCCUGGGUCGGAGCAAGAGGACCUAUUCCUACGCAAGCUUCGGCAGUGUUGUGUGGGUUUCGAUUUCCUCGACCCGGUGGCCGACCUGAAAGGAAAAGAAAUGAAACGUAGUACCCUCAAUGAACUUGUUGAUUACAUCACGGCUGGUCGAGGAGUUUUAACUGAGCCAGUGUAUCCAGAGAUAAUUCGAAUGAUUGCUUGCAACUUGUUCCGAACACUUCCUCCUUCGGAUAACCCAGAUUUUGACCCUGAAGAGGAUGAUCCCACUCUAGAAGCUUCUUGGCCACACCUACAACUGGUCUAUGAGUUCUUCCUACGCUUCUUAGAGAGCCCAGACUUCCAGCCAGCAAUUGGCAAGAGAGUUAUAGACCAGAAAUUUGUUUUACAGCUUUUGGAACUAUUUGACAGUGAAGACCCUCGGGAGAGAGAUUUCCUCAAGACUGUCCUACAUAGGAUAUAUGGAAAAUUUUUGGGGCUUAGAGCAUUCAUCAGAAAACAAAUAAAUAAUAUAUUUCUUAGGUUUGUAUAUGAAACUGAACACUUCAACGGUGUAGGAGAGCUACUAGAAAUUUUGGGAAGUAUAAUAAAUGGGUUUGCGCUACCACUGAAGGCAGAACAUAAGCAAUUUUUGAUUAAGGUGCUGAUUCCCCUGCACAAAGUGAAGUGUUUGAGUCUAUACCAUGCACAGCUGGCCUAUUGUGUGGUGCAGUUCUUAGAGAAGGACCCAACACUCACUGAGCCAGUCAUAAAAGGACUUCUAAAAUUCUGGCCCAAAACUUGUAGUCAGAAAGAGGUAAUGUUUUUAGGAGAGAUAGAAGAAAUACUCGAUGUGAUAGAGCCAUCACAAUUUGUCAAAAUACAAGAGCCACUGUUUAAGCAGAUAUCAAAGUGUGUUUCCAGUCCUCAUUUCCAGGUUGCAGAGCGGGCACUGUAUUUCUGGAACAACGAGUAUAUCAUGAGUCUAAUAGAAGAAAAUUCCAACGUGAUCCUCCCUAUAAUGUUUCCAGCACUCUAUAGAAUUAGCAAGGAACAUUGGAAUCAGACCAUUGUUGCGUUAGUCUACAAUGUGCUCAAAACAUUCAUGGAGAUGAACAGCAAGCUGUUUGAUGAACUUACAGCUUCGUAUAAGGCAGAGAGGCAAAGAGAGAAAAAACGUGAACGUGAACGUGAUGAGCUAUGGAAGAAACUACAGGCAUUAGAGUUGAAUCAUCAGCAACAGCAGUGAGGACACAUGAAAUGUGUAGUGCUGACUCAUGGAGAUUCGCCCGUGAUGUGCCGUCAUGAUGGUGCGGGGCGCCAGUCCUACACCCUCCCUGGUGUCAUGUGGGCCUGAGGCUGGGCCCUAGGACAACCAUCAGCAAGCCCACAUGCAUGAAGGACAGAAUAAUUUAGUUUUGAAUGUAUUCUGGUCAUUAACAAGAAGCCAUACGCAUAGCCGUGCAAAUUUUCUGAGUCAUUGUUUUAGAGAGAUAUUUGUAAGUGCUGAAAGUGUCUGUGCCCUUGAUAACCUUUUGGGCACUGCUACCUGUUCCCAGGUACCAUCCGUGGGGGAAGUGUCGCAAGGAUAGAAUUGUAGGCUAUAUGUCAAUUCUGUAUGUAAUAUUUACUAUAUGGUAGCCCACAUGAAUUGAUAACCUUGUAAUAACUAUAGGAGAGACUGUGAGAGGAGAAUGUGGUGUGAUACGGUGCUGUCUGGCCUGGAGGAAAACCCAACAAGAGUGGCAUGUAAACGUCCCAGGAGACAUGGACCAGCUCGCUGCUCCCCAUGGGGGCUGUGAUAUGCUCACCAGUUCCUCACUAGGAUUUCUUUCAAAUUGAAUUAUUUACAAAUGAUUUUAUGCAUAGGUAUUGGGCCUAAUUCUGGGUUAUGAUUUACUUUACUGGAAUUUUUAAUCUGUUGUUAUUGGUAGGCCAAUUGUUGUGUUUGGAGAGGGCUUUUAAUAUUGAACUGAUCAGCAGGUUGUUCAGGUCACAAAAAAAUUUUGUGAUUGUAGUUUACUUUGCAUUAGUUAGGAGAUAGUAUAUGUCAUUGCCCAAGUUUGAUUCAUGCAAACCACAUUGUCUCCUCUGUCUGUGAAGGUAGUCAUCCCUUCCUCUCAUGAUUGUACAUAGAUUGAGAGUCUGUGUGCACCAGUUCUUGAUACUAUUAAUAGCCAUUGUGUUGUGGCCCACAUAGUCAUUGGGAAAAUGAACAAAAAGAAACAGGACUUGGUCUUGAUUUGGCAAUGUCUAGUCAUCCCCAUAUGUGUGGACUUGGGGCGAUGAGGCCUCACCUUUUUGUAGUCUAGUUUAUGUGGAUGAUUUCACUUGCUUCCUGUUGUGCCCUGUGUUGCUAGCUGAUAGCUGGUCGGGCAGCACUGGCCCCACUGGUCAGUGGAUCUGGCAGCCGUCUGCAAACUGCCUACCAUCACUGUGUUCCCUGUAAUGGGUAUAACCUCUCUUCCACCCCCCUCCCCUCCCCUUUUUUAGGAAGUGCAUUUUCUCCUCGAGUGAGAGUUAACGUGUGCUCUCAUUAUUAAUUUAUGCAACCAGUACCGGUGUUUAGUGGAAGAAGAGUGAAAAGACUCAAAUAAAAUGAAGUCUGGCUGGCCUAAUUGAAAGAAUCUAUACCAAGUGUAAAAUGCAGUGCAAUAGUGUGAUGCAUGAACAGCUGUUAGUGGCGUUAUGACCGGGACAGUGUGCUGUGUGCAGGUGGUGUCUUGUGCAGAUGCCUGCCUUGGUGAACAAGAAAAUGGCUCGUCACACGGAACUAUGGUGUGCACUGCACCCCUCCCCCAUGCUGUCUAAAGUGCGUGUUCCUACAUGGCAACAGUAAUACUUUUGAGCUGUUGUGUACAACCAGCUGGACUAAACUGUACUUCCAUCUCUGGUAAUGAAGGUCCUCAGUAAUAUGUGAUCCUGGAAGUGUUCACCUCUGCCAACCAAAGAAUCCUCCAUUGAUGUCAGCUUCAGUUACUUGUUUGUUAUUAACCCACUGCAGACAUCAUUAGAUGCCGUCAUCCAGGGAGCCUGUCACAUUCUACAACUACUACUGCCAUCUCCAUGAGGGACAGUGCACUGAUGAUAUUGGUCACCACUGCACUAUUAUGGUGGCAGCCAUCUCUGGGACUCGUUACACUACCCAUUUUAUUCUCAGUAUCAAGGAACUUCACACUUGCCACCUUCACCCAUGGUAACCAUAGCAUUGACCAGCUUGAUUUUGACAUUUCAGUUUGUGGAUUUUAAAUUGCCAGCUUGAAAGAUCCAUAAGGUGCACUAUCAAGUUAUCAGUACCCAAGGCUUGUGAUAUGGGCCCUACAGGCCAUGUAUAUUCUCAAAAUGUGUCGUUCAUCAUUUGAUAAUUGAUGAGUGAGAUAAUUUGCACCUAUUAUAUAAGAAACCAUUCAUGUGCACUUAAACUACCUUAAGGUAAUAGGUUUGAGGCAACAACCCACGAGAGACAAAGUGAGCUGGCCUCUUCCAACCCAGUUCACAAGUGACUAAGGGGUUGCCAUAGGACUGCAGACCAGCUCUAACCCCCAGGAACCAGGUGGUGUUCAUCUGCCCCUUCCAUGUUCUUGAUGGGCAUCAAGGCACCUGCACAAAUCAACCAAUCUAUUUUCAGUUAAGCUUGUAUACAUUGUACAGUCAACUUUGAAGUGUAAUACUGAUGGUAAGACUAUGCUAGGAAUGUGAAGAUAGUUGGAAAAACAAUUGGACACAUCUGCGGUGUGAAGACUUUGGAUGUCACACUUGAUGUAGACUUAGCCUUUGCCACAUGCUUUACUUCUGCCUUGUAUGUUUGUAAAUUUAACUGUACAUGUACAUACACCUGAAGCCGAGUAGGGUGUUGGUGUAGCAGCCUGCUCAGGGUCCAGAUUGCACCUGAUCUAAUCCCCUAAACUUUUAUUUUAAUAAUGAAAUUAUUUAAUUUCUAGUUCAGCUUGACUGCAAUGUAAUGUUUCAAACCCUUGAUUUAAUUUAUGAUAAAGCAGAAGUAAUCAUUACAUUCUCUUGUGCUUAUAGGAAGACUUGUGUAGCUUCCUCUGGAGUCUCAUCACUUUGUAGCAACUGGAGCAGUGAUCAUUCUAAUUUUUGGUGGGCAGGCCAGUGUUGAUGGAUCUUAUUCUGGGGGUAGUAUUAGCAGGGUUUCAUGAAGGUGGUGGUGGCAGUCAAAUUUAUUAAUGGGUCUCAUGUGUAUGUAUAUAUAUAUGGAAUAAAUUUUAAGGGGUGUGACGAGUUUGGUUGAAGCUUUCCAAGUGAUGAUCAGUACAUGGUUGGAGCACAUAUCAUGAAAUUGAAAUCUAAUCCAUACAUUAAGUUGAUGGUAUUAAUGUAAUUGCCUCUUCAAGAGAAGAGAUAAGUGCUAAUUCUGCCCUUUGUGGAGUGACUUGACCCAAGCCAAUAUGGAAAUGAAGACAUUUGUGCAUUUUGGUGAAGGGGCUAAUAAAAGUGUAGGAAGUUUAUGGACAGAGAUGGACUCUAGUAGGCUGCUGCCUCAGCUUCAGAAUGGCAUUCUCUGGGUUGCAUCUUUCACUUGUGGAGAUGUGAUAUUUUAAUACUGCUUUUUCUGUAUGGAACUUGUUCUAUUAUUUCUAUUUCCUGUAGACUAGAUAGUGCCAACAUGAUGCAGUAGCAUUAUGCAGCUAGGGACUCACAGCCACUGUUAAGUGCCAGCUUGGAGACUUGGCGGUGUUGGUGUUCCUCUGGGCUGUCCUCCCAGGACCCAGUACUGCCUGUUGUGAGCCACAUGUCCGUCGCCUCGUCAGUCAGUGAAGCAGCAGCAACAUCGCCUCAACAUUUUUAACUCCAAUCAGACUGGGAUGUUAAAAUUAAGUAAUACCGUUAUUGUAAUCUUCAUAACUUUCUGUUCACAUACUGUAAAGCAAGACAAUAAAGAACUUAAAAGUU